Plasmodium gaboni is the source of this 6639-nucleotide messenger RNA. RefSeq names its product histone-lysine N-methyltransferase, H3 lysine-4 specific. Bases 1 to 6639 code for a protein of 2212 amino acids. Lineage: Eukaryota; Apicomplexa; Aconoidasida; Haemosporida; Plasmodiidae. The transcript has a single exon. The record is from RefSeq and is a predicted model, not a curated record.
AUGAGUAUAUCACCAUUGAAAUAUGAAUCUAAAAUAUUGAGCAACCUAGCUAAUAUGCUAAAAUUGAGCGAAAAGUCAGAUGAUGAAAUACUAAGUGAAAUAAAUGAAGGUAAUGAAAAUAAAGUUUUUGAAAUUGAUGAUGAUGUUAAACAAGUGGUUGAUUUGAAUAAAAUUAAUUGCACAUGUGAAGAAUCAAAGAAAAAAAUAGAAGAGUGUGAUAAAAAAAAAUUUGUAUAUAAUUAUAAUAUUGAAACAUAUAGAGUAGAUUUUUUUCUUGAUAUUUGUAAUGCUUUAUCAAGAUCUAAUUAUAAACCCUAUUUAAGUGAAGAAGGGAAAAAAGAAAUAGUGAAUGGAUUAAGAGUAAGAAGAAAUUCAAAUUUAUAUAAAUAUGUUUCUUUUUUUUUAAGUAAAGAACGAAUGAAUAAAGAAAGAAUGGAUGACGGGAAAAAGGUAGAAAAUAUUUAUCAUUGUUUUAAAUGUUUAAAAAGUGUAUUACAUAUAUGUAUUGAUGAUGAUGAUGAUAGUAAUAAUAAUAAUAAUAAUAAGAUGAAGACUACAAUGUAUUUAAAAAAUAAUAAUAGUAUAACUGAACAAAUUGAAAAUAAAAUUGAGAAUGAUAUAUUAAAUGAAGAAAAUAGUAGUCUUGAAAAAGUAAAUCAUAGAAAGGGAGUUAUAUCUGUUUCAAAAUAUAAAUCAGAAUUAACUUCUAUUACUAGAAUGUCUAAUGAAAAAAUAAUGCAAACUAUAUUAGAACAUACCAAGGAUAUGGGUAUAAAAAAGGAUACAGCCAAAAAUAUACGAUCAAGAAAUGAUAAUAAAAAUGAUGAUGGUCAUGAUGAUCAUCAUAGUAGCAAUAACAUCAAUAGUAACCUGAAUAAUAACAGUAAUAAUAAUAAUAUUAUAAAAAAAAGUAAAACUUAUGAAAGCGUCAAAGUAAGAAAUAAUUAUUAUUAUAAUGAUGAUAAUGAUUAUGAUAAUCAUAUUUAUGAAAAUGAAAAUGUUAUAGAUAAUAAUAAUAAUAUCGAACCCGAAAAAAGAAAUAUUCCUAAAAGAACAGUGGUACAUAAAAAAUCCUCUGUACAGCGAAAAACAAACGUAACAAAUAAAAAGAGACUUUCUCAAAAUAAAUCGAUAACAAGGAAUUCAUAUAAAAAAAAUGAUAGAAUAAAUUCUACAUGUGAUGUAAGAGCAAGCAAAAUUAAAGAUACUAUAUAUGAAAAGAAAAAGAGAAAUGUUAGAAGGAGUUUUGAAGUAAAUGCGAAUCGACGAAAAAGAAAUACAAGACAAAAGGGGGGGUUUUCUGAUGAAGAAGGAAUGAAAAUGAAUGACGAUAAUAAAAUUGAUGAUAAUGCACAAAAUAAUAACAACAUUGAUGAUAAUACACAAAAUAAUAACAACAUUGAAGAUAAUACACAAAUUAAUAACAACAUUGAAGAUAAUACACAAAAUAAUAACAACAUUAAUGAUAAUACACAAAAUAACAACAUUGAAGAUAAUACACAAAAUAAUAACAGUAUUAAUGAUAAUACACAAAAUAACAACAACAUUAAUGAUAAUACACAAAAUAACAACAAAAAUGAUGAUAACAAUUUGAAAGAUAAUAUAACUAAUAACAUAUUGGAUGAUAAUGGUGUUCCAAAGGAGGUAGAUAAUAAUUGUCAAAAUGAUAUAAAUGUACAUAAUAAAGAAAGCUGUAAAAAUGAUAUAUAUUCAUCUAUACAGAUUAAUAAUACGUUUAAUAAUACAAUGAUCAAUUCUACAUCUGUAGAAGAAGAAAAUAAUAUUAGAAAUGAACAAAAUGUAAUAAGUAAUGUUAUAAGCGAUACAAAUAUAUAUCCAUAUAAUUUAUCAAAUGUGAAUAAUAUGAAAGAUCCUAAUUUUAAUAAUAACCCAGAAAAGGAAUAUAUUAAAGAUAAGGAUUUGUGUGAUUUACCAAAUGAUAAUAUAACUUCCAAUGGUGAUAAUAUAAAAAAUAAGGAGAUUUAUAAAAUGGAUUAUGCAAAUAAAGCUUUACUAUCAAAUAAUACAAAUGAAAAAGAUUAUGAUUAUAACGAAAGUGAUAAUGCAUCUUAUUCUACAGAUGAUUCUAAAUAUGUAAAAUAUUUAAAGAGGAAAAAGAAAUUACAAGAACAAGGUAAAAUUAUUAUUGAUUUAAAUUUAUUUCAUGGAAAUUCUGUGAAAACAACAAAUAAACGUGAUAAAGAAGAAAAGCUACAAGAAAAGUUAAGAAUGAAACAAAUAAAGAAACUUUUAGAUGAAAAACAAAUGGUUAUAUGUAAAAUUGAAGAUAUAGCUAAAAAGAGAAAUAAAAAAUAUGUAAAAGCACAAGUAUUAUCUAAAGAUUCUAAAAUUGAACGAGCCUAUUUUAGUCAUAAAAUGAAAAAAUUUUAUAAUUCCAAAUCUAGCUAUUUUGGUUGUGGAUGGUCAAGUAACAAAAAGGAAUGGACUCCAUUUAUUCAUGCACCUUUUUUUGAAAACCAACAUAAUGCAAUUUAUAAAAAUAGAAAUAAAAAAUUGUAUGAAGAAAUAUAUGAUACAUUAUUACAUGGAAGAAUACAUCCUGAUAUUAAAGUUGUAGAAUUAAAAGAUCAUAAACAUCCUAUUAGGUUGUGUACUCCUUAUAAUGAAGAUUGUUAUUCUGUUGUAUAUACAGGUAAAAAAAUUAAUGCUACUGAUGAUAGAGUUAUAUUUGGCGAAUAUACAGGUUAUGUAGCUAAUAAUAAAGAAUUGUCACAAGAAAAACAUCAAUAUAUGUUUGCUUUAGCAUUCAAUAAGAAAGUAUUUAAUGAUAGGAAACAUGUCGUUUUUAUUAAUGAAGUUGAGUUAGAUGAAGAACAAAAUUAUCCUAGUCAAGUUGGAUCAACUGUGAUGAAUAAAGUUAAGGCUCAUGAAAAAAAUAAUAUAAAUAAUACAAACAUUUAUAAUAGUCCUCACAUUUUAAAUGGUAACAAUAAUAUAAAUAGUAAUACUACAGAGGAAACUAUGUCAAAUAGAAAGAUUGAUAAGAUUAAGCCCGUUUCCAAUGUAGUUAUGACAGAUUAUAAUAACAUUAAUAGUUAUAUUAAUAAGUGCAAAACAAAUGAAAAUAAUAAAAAGUCAAGAGAUAUAAAUAAUUUAAUAAUACUUCCAGAUAAUUAUACAUAUGCUGUAGAUUCAUCUUAUAUGUUUAAUGAAAUGUCUUUAGUAAAUCAUUAUAAAACAUGUAGUGUAUUUAACAACUUUGAUUUCAGAAUUAAUUCUGAAUGGCAAUUAGUAUAUCUGGAUGGAUGGCCACAUAUUAUUCUAACAUCAAUUCCAGGUGUUGAAAUUCAUCCAGGGGAAGAAAUUUUUGCUGAUUUUGGUUUUGAAUGGUUUGAAAAAGUUAAUGAUAUAUGUUUAAAUGAAUUCAUAAAAAAUAACUAUUUUUAUAGAUUAUAUAAAUUAAAUACAUCUAGAGAAAUAGUUUUUAAUGGAAUGGAUGACAUUGUAGAAAAAUAUAAUUUAUUAAAAAAUCAUAUCACUUGUAAUAUAUGUAUGCAUAAUGUCAAUACUGAUGGUAAUAAUUUCAUUUUAUGUUCAGGAUGUAAUCAUGUGUAUCAUUUAAAGUGUGUACAUAAAUUUAACACAGAAGUUAAUGAAAAUUAUGAAUGGUUUUGUUCUGGUUGUCUUCAAUUUUGUUUUAAUAUUAUAAAACAAAAGGAGUUUGUAGAUUAUAUAGAAAAGGAAAAUCAAAAGAGGUUCAUUCAACUUUUAGAUGAUUUAAAUGGGGAUAAUUUAAAUACUGUGAAUAAUGAAAAGAAAUCUAAUGCUGUGGAUAGUAUAAAUAAUUCUAAUAGUACUGAUAAUAUAGAUAAUUCUAAUAGUAUUGAUAAUAUAAAUAAUUCUAAUAGUACUGAUAAUAUAAAUAAUUCUAAUAGUACUGAUAAUAUAAAUAAUUCUAAUAGUACUGAUAAUAUAAAUAAUUCUAAUAGUAUUGAUAAUAUACAUAAUUCUAAUAGUAUUGAUAAUAUAGAUAAUAAGGAUAAUCUAGAUAACCCUAAUAAUUCAAAUAUUUCUUUUGGCGUUAAUAAUUCAAACAUUUCUUAUAGUACUAAUAAUUCAAACAUUUCUUAUGGUGUUAAUAAUUCAAACAUUUCUUAUGGUGUUAAUAAUUCAAACAUUUCUUAUGGUGUUAAUAAUUCAAACAUUUCUUAUAGCGCUAAUAAUUCAAACAUUUCUUGUAGCGCUAAUAACUCUAACAACAUAGAUAAAACUAAUAAUGGUAACAGUUUAGAUAACGCAGAUAAUAUAAACGAUGUGAACAAAAUAAACAAAUCAAACGAAAUUGUAAUUAAAGAUGUGAAUAAUAAUAAUUUUUUUUCUGUUGAAAAUAAUGAUAAGCAGAAAUAUUUGGAAGGCUUGGAAAAUAUAAGAAAACUUCUACAGUGUAAAGAAAAUAUCGAUGAUUUAUUUAAAAAUAAAGAAUAUGUAAAUAGUUUUUUGGAAAAAAUAGAUGAUGAAAUGAAUGUUUUUGAAAAUAAAAGAAGCGAAGAUGAAUCUGUUAAGCUUGAUGAUUUAAAACAUAUUUUUGAAAAUAGUUUUGAACUUCAUUUAUUAAUAGAUUAUAAGAAAAAAUUAGAAGAUUUAUUGGAUAGUACAGAAAAGGUGGAUUCAUUUUUGAAUGAUAGAAAUGUUUUGAAUACUAUGAAAAUCAGGAAAAGAACAUUAGCUUUUUUAAUGGAAAACAAAAAGUAUAUAGAUAAUUUUAUACAAAUGAAUGAAGAAAAGAAUUAUACAAAAAUUAAUGAUUGUGAGAAGAAUAAAAAAGAAGAAGAUAUUAAUGAAAAUACAACGUGUAGGCAAGUCGAAAAACUAGAAGAUAGGAUUAUUCAAAAUAACCAUAAUAAUCAAUUAACAAAUCCUGAAUAUUGUAGUACAUUAAAAGGAGAAGAAGAUAAAUCAGUAAGUUUGAUAGAUAAUAAAUCAAUGUAUGAAAGGGUAGAUAAUCAUAGUAUUUGUAAUGAAAUAAAUUCAUGUAUAUCAAGUACGUACGAAAAAACAUUAUAUAAUAAAUCUAACAAUAUAAUUAGAAAUUUAAAGGAAAUGAAAAAGUAUGAAAAAGAAUGCCAAAAUAAUAACAAUUAUAGUAAUAUGUAUUGUAGCUAUAUGAUGAAAUUAAGCAAGAAAAUAUUAGGAUUUCCUUUAAUAAAAGAUUUUUCAAAAGGCUUAAGUACACUUGAACCAUCUUUGCCUUUAAAUGAUCACUUAAAAAAAUUAUCUGUUUGUACAAAUUGUUAUAGUAAACAUCACGAUUUAGCAAAAGCAAUAAUUUGUAGAGUAACAAAAAUGCAUUUUGAAGCUAAUUAUAAUGAUUACUUAACUGACGAAGAUUUAUUUAAAACAUCCAGUGAAUUUAUCCAAUCAGUAAUAAGAGAACUAGCUAAUACUGUAAAAGAGUACAGGAAAAAAGAAUUGAACAGAGUAUAUUUGCAACAUGCAACAGAAAAUGAUAGUAUGAUACUAGAUAGAGUUAAUAAGGAUAUGAACUUGGAAUUAAAUUAUAAUAAUGUUACACCAACUAGAACUAGUAUUCACAAUGGUAGUUGUACCAAAACGAAUAAGGAAUAUAAUGAAUCCUUUUAUAAAAUUAUGAGUCCAUCAUUUAAUAAUGACACUGUUGAAAAGAGUAAUAUUAUCACACAAGAAAAUAACCAUAUCCUAAAUAAUCAAAUUGUACACUUAGCUGAAGAACAGGUCGGAAAUUGUGAAUAUCAAAACAAAGAAGUUAUUGAUUGUGGUACAAAAGAGCAUAUGAAUGAAAAGAUAAACGAUCACUCGAUUGAAGAAAAAUGUCAUGAUGAUUGCUAUUCAAAGGAUAUGCAUAUAUUAUAUAAAAAUACUUUUUUGCCAAGAGAAGAAAUAGAUAACUGUAGUAUAGAAAAAAUGAAGGACCAGCAUGAAGAAAAUGACAUAUUAAAGGAUCUAAGAAAGGAUACAUUAAAUGAUACAUUAAAUGAUAUGUCAAAAGAUAUGUCAAAAGAUAUGUCAAAUGAUAUGUCAAAGGAUAUGUCAAAUGAUAUGUCAAAUGAUGUAUCAAAUGAUGUGUCAAAUGAUUUGGAUGACAAAAAGAAUGAUUUGAAGAGCUAUGAAAAACCGUGUAAAUUAAAUAAUUUUAUCCCCCUUAUAGGAGUAGAAUUAGGAAAAACAAAAUUUCAAAGAGAAUUUACUAAUGGUACUUUUGUUGGUACAGUUACAGAACAAAUAAAGGACGAAAAUAAUAAUAAUUUUUUUGUUGUAACUUAUGAAGAUGGAGAUGUUGAAUGGAUAACUCCAUCCUUUUUAUUUCAAGAAAUUCUAAAACAAUCUACAAAUAAUACUACAUAUCCUUUAGCUAGUACUUUUAAGGAUAUAUUUUAUGAAGAUUUUAAAAAGGAUAUAAAACUAAACAACCAUUCUUAUGAAUUAAAAAUUGAAAAGAAAAAGAGAAAAAGUAUGUUUGAAUAUGUUCCUAAUAAUAAUGUAACCAAAAGACAAAGGCAUGCAUACGAAGAAAAUCUAUUAAAAAAAAAAAAUACUAAUCAGGAAGUUAAUACAUCACGAAGAAGUUUGAGUAAAGUGAAAAAUGUAGAAUUUAAUGAUUCUCUCAGAAAAACAAGAAAAAGAACUAUGUCUACAGGUUGA